AUGAGAGAAAUAAUACAUAUAGGUUUGGGAAAUUGUGGAGUUAGAAUAGGAUGCAAAUUUUACGAAUAGCUUAUCUAAGAUUACUAAAUAGAGAAUAAUAGGACAUGUGAGAAGCCAGCUGAAGGAAUUGAGGUACAUUUUAGUGAAAUUGGGGACAAAAAAUUUGUUCCUAGAUCAAUCUUAUGUUCAAGAGAUGUGGAGCAAAUACUGGCUAAUCCAUAAUCACUAAUUUUUAAUCCCAAUAACUAUUAAUUAGAGUUGGAUGAGAGUUUGCGUAAAGAGAUGGAAAUAUGUGAUAACUGCCAAGGAAUACAGAUUACUCAUCAUUUAAGCACGGACAUCAGUAUGUUACAAGAUCUACUUCAAUAUUACGACAAAGUAGUUUAGACUUUCACAAUCUUUCCAAAUCAGGAGUAUGGACAUGAUAUUGUUAAAAGUGCAUAAAACUUGAGGUUUCUUGAAGCAUUAAAUGUGGUAGCCUUUGACAAUUCUGGAUUGAAUGAAUACUAUGCACGAUAAUAUAAAUCCACUUUGACCUUUAAUGAUUACAAUGCCUUGGUGGCAACUGUUAUGAAUUCAGUGACAUCUCCAAUGAGAUAGAGCAGCACAUACACUUUAGAGAAGAUGUAUUCUGUGAAAUCAUAAAUGAAUGUUGAGGUUUGUAAGUUGGUUUAGGACAAGCAAUCUCAAAUCAAUCUGUAAUAAAUGUUAGAUACAAAGCUGUUGAUUGAGACAAAUUAGAAUGUGAAUGAAAAGAUCAUUUAAGCCACUCUUUUAGCAAGAACUAAUCAGUUAACUCCAAAUCAAUUGCAUUAGUAACUGUAAUCAACUGCGAAAUCCUUUUACAAUAACAUUAUCAAUCUAAAUUAUUAAAUAUCACCAUACAAAUAAGAGAUUUUGGUGUCUUUGUAUAAAUCCUCACAUAUAAAGUUCAAGUUGUAGUAAUUAAAGAGUAACUCCCAAUUGUUCUAAACAAGAAAGGCUUUCAAUGAGGUGUAUCAGUGGGAUGAAAACCCAGACAAUCUUGAAUAUUUAAAUAAAUUGAUUUCAUUGUGUGAUCAAAUUGUCAAUACUCAUUAAGAACAGCAAUAGCAACAAUAACAAUAGAGUUCAGUUUAAGCCUCGAGUCCAAUAUCAGUGUCUGAGAAUAAGAUGGACAGACAACGUGAUUACAUUAAAUCGUCAGAAUAGGUUGAGGCGUCUCCAAAGAAGCAAAUAACUGGAGGAUAGUCAAUUGCUCUGGGGUAACCAAAUGCUAUACAACAGUCAAUUGCUCUGGGACAGUAAGUUAUAUCAAGAAAUGGAUGA
Paramecium octaurelia is the source of this 1308-nucleotide messenger RNA. The record is from the annotation of a GenBank genome assembly. Lineage: Eukaryota; Ciliophora; Oligohymenophorea; Peniculida; Parameciidae.